Centropristis striata (black sea bass) is the source of this 147-nucleotide messenger RNA. Its product is annotated as integumentary mucin C.1-like. NCBI's taxonomy places the organism in Eukaryota, Metazoa, Chordata, Actinopteri, Perciformes, Serranidae. The transcript has 3 exons. The record is from RefSeq and is a predicted model, not a curated record. The annotation marks the transcript as partial.
ACAGAAGAACCAUCUACAUCUGCUACGACUGUGACACCAACUCAAACAUCUUCAUCAACAGAAGAACCAUCUACAUCUGCUACGACUGUGACACCAACUCAAACACACAUAAGUAAAACUACAACAACUGGCACCAGCACCAUCCAA